AGAACACCCUUAGGUAUGAACAUUUUACCCAUGAGCGGAAAAUGAAAAGGCCCAACAAAAAGUUUCAGAAGAAGUAACAUUAAUAUUCAGCCUGUUAUUGAAUAUAAAUCUAUGACACAUUCUUAUAACAAAGCACUAAAAUUAUUCUUGAAAAUGAUGAAUGAUGGGACUGAAAUGUUCUGUAUUUCCUGUAUCUUGCCCUUCUUCUGUUUCAAAUCGGACAUAAAGGUGUUACUUCCUCGUAUUAAAGGCAAAGAAAUAGAACCCAACAUAUACAGUAACUGCUGCAGAGCUGUGCACCCUCUCUGUGCACCCUCUGUGCACAAUUUCAGAGCAAUGGAGGAAAUCUAUGCAAAUGUUGGACAUGGCAAGUCUGUUGACUCAAAAGCAUCACAGAAUCAGAGAGGUCCCAGGAGCUCAGAGAGGACAGUUCAUGGAGCUGUUGCUCUCUGUCUGGGGCUGUUCUGUGUUCUCCUGCUGGCUGCACUCAUUGGCCUCGGUCUCCACUACCAUAACUCAGUACGUAGCUCAGCUGAAGAUUUCUCCAUCAUCAAAGCCAACCUGACUGAGCGUCUCCAGGCCAGUUAUAACAAACUUUCCUCCAUGUCUGAAGAGAGAGACCUGCUGAAUGCCAACCUCACUGAAAUAACUAAAGAGUUGAACAGGCUUCAGACUUUGUCCAAUUGGAAGAGAAGUUGUCCUGCAGGAUGGAACGCGUUCAGGUGCUCCUGUUAUCUCCUGUCCACUGAGUCUGGGUCGUGGACCAGAGCCAGAGAGGAUUGCAGAAACAGAGAAGCAGCUCUGGUCGUCAUAGACAGUGUUGAAGAACAGAAAUUUCUCUCUGAACUCUACACCAAACAAAGUUGGAUUGGUUUGACUGACAGUGAAACUGAGGGGACCUGGAAAUGGAUUGAUGGAACUCCACUGACUCUGACGUACUGGGAUCAAGGGCAGCCUGAUAAUGGUGGUGGACAUUCGAAAUUGGGUGAAGAGGAUUGUGUACACUUCCAGGCUGGAAACAAAACUGAAAAUAACUGGAACGAUCUGUCAUGUCGUACUUCUAUGCAGUGGAUCUGUGAGAGAAAAGAUUAGCAGUGGUUCAUCAUAAGUGUGGUGCACAAUAAUAAUAAUAAUAGCUGUAAUAAUAUAUGCAUGUAUAAUAUUUGUGUGUGUGUGUGUGUGUGAAUUGUUCCAGGUCUUUCUCAUCCUUCAGCAUCCUUAUUUUAUCUCCAGUUUAAUCAUAAUGACUGCAAUAUAUAUUUUUGAAAGAUUAUAGAUGAAAUAUCCUGAUCAACAUUCUCCUCCAGAAGGCAGGAAGUUAAGACUCAGAGAUUCUACUUGGCAUCCAAAAAGGAAGCAGGGCAUUAGUACAGCAGACCUUGGAGGUUAAGCUCAACUCUCAGUCCCAGCUACAUCAGUUGGCAGCUCAGUUGGUUUCCCUCUACAUGUUCAUUUGCAGAUCUCAAACAGGAUGCCCUAAUUCCAAAUCAGUUCAAUUUCAUUUUUGUAACGUCAAAUCACAACAGAAAUUAUCUCAUGACCCUUUACCAGGCGGGCAGGAACCUCAGAGUUGUCCCCAGCUUUGUGUGGACGAACAUCUACCUUGACUGGUUGGGUUGAAAGAGAGAAACGGACAGAGGGAAAGAAAGCAAGAGACGAAAGAGAAAGACAGACAGAAUGUGUGUGUGUGGGGGGGCACUCACACAAUGAUGCAUAGCAACUGCAAUAAUAACAGAAAUACUGCAACCAUUGCUAAUAACAAUAAUGCUGAUAUGCACAGUAACUGCUGUAAUACUGACAAUAAUUAAAAUGUGCUUAUAUACA
This is a messenger RNA of Scatophagus argus, 1824 nucleotides long. RefSeq names its product CD209 antigen-like protein E. The coding region runs from base 112 to 1092 and encodes 326 amino acids. The transcript is spliced from 6 exons. Lineage: Eukaryota; Metazoa; Chordata; Actinopteri; Scatophagidae. The record is from RefSeq and is a predicted model, not a curated record.